Nomia melanderi (Alkali bee) is the source of this 1784-nucleotide messenger RNA. Its product is annotated as RING finger protein 37. Gene Ontology annotation, biological process: protein polyubiquitination. NCBI's taxonomy places the organism in Eukaryota, Metazoa, Arthropoda, Insecta, Hymenoptera, Halictidae. Gene Ontology annotation, cellular component: nucleus. Gene Ontology annotation, molecular function: zinc ion binding; ubiquitin-ubiquitin ligase activity; ubiquitin protein ligase binding. The record is from RefSeq and is a predicted model, not a curated record.
UGACUUUUUCAUCAUGGAAUCUAACAAAACCUGAGAUGUGAUCGAGUCCAUUUGUUCAACAAAGCGAGUUACGAUUAUUUGAAUUAAAAACGUGGGCAACUUAUGGAUUUAUUUAGAAUAAUACAAUUUUUCAUCUAAGAAUGUUGUUACUUGUGUCUUUAUAAUAUGCUGUUCAAUUUCUGUGAUCCACGUUUGAGGCCAGAAAUUGAAUGCAGUACUGUCAGCACAGAAGGAUAUGAAGUUUCUAAUUUGAUAAGUGACAGUGGCAAGGGUUUUUUGGCGUAUGCGAGCAUCAAGCCUCCAAUCAACAUUGACAUCACUUUCCUUUGUAAUGUAUCUAUCAAUCACAUUUUAAUCUGGCCUUAUGUUGGUUCUCAAAAGUCAUCAGGCUUUCAAUUAUAUGCUAAAACAAGUAGUGACAAUAAUGUACCAUAUACAUUACUGUCGAAUGGUUUUUUAAAUCAUUCAAAUGCUGGAUUGGUAUUUUAUCCAUCGAAUAUUAAUCAUGAAACACUCUCAGUUCCUGAGAACUUUUUGAAACGAUAUAUAAAACCAUCUCUGAGAUAUGUAGCAACUUAUGUAAAUAAUUUGAGAAUAUGUAUAUGCAAAACAGAUAACUCUGUACCUGCAUUAGGGAGAAUUGAAGUAUGGGGAAAUGUUGCAUCACGCUGUGGGAGGGAUACUUUAGCUAGCAUUUCUACCUUAUGGUACAAACAUGAAUUGAAUAAAUCAAUGACUAUAGAAAGAGAACAAUGUAAUAAGCAUUUUUCUGCAUCUAAGUCUAUAGAAGAUUCUAAAAAUAUUUUGCCAUCUGUUACAAACACCAGUUUUAAGGAAGUAUUAGAGUUAUCGUUAGAUGUGCCAGAGUCUUUCUUAGAUGCCAUUACUUGGGAAAUCAUGACGCAACCUAUCUUGUUGCCCAGUGGAAAAAUUAUCGAUCAAAGUACUUUACAAAAGCACGAAGAAACUGAGGCAUUAUGGGGAAGAAAACUCACAGAUCCCUUUACUGGUAUACCAUUUAGUGAAAAUCGUAAACCUGUCAUUGCAAGUGCGCUAAAAGUGAGAAUAGACAAAUUUCUACUUGAAAAUAGUAAUGCAGAGGAGGUUAAAAGAUUGCCAAGAGUUUUAGGACGUAGAUUAUCAUCUAGUACAAUAGAACAUAAAACAACAGAAAUUCCUAAAUAUUUAUUAGGAGAGAAUGUGUUCAAUAAAACUUCAAAUAAUCCAAAACCAAAGUUGCAUUGUUCUGCAACAGAUAUACAAGGAAAUAAGAAGUUUUGUCAUAAACUGCCAGUUGCCGUGAUGUCUCAUAAACGGACUGCUACUACUGUACCUAAAGUAAUAAAGAAACGGAAGAUUAUUGAGCCCCCUGAGACAUUUUUGAAAGAUGUAAAAGAUGAAGCAAAGAAUAUUUGUGCCACUAAUAGUGCAAGCAUUGAUAUUAAUUCAAAAUUAUCACACCUAAAAUGCUUGGAUAAUUCACCAGAACAAGAUAGUGCAAGCUAUAAAUUGAGUUGUACUUGUUGUCCUAAUGGAAUCUUUUAUCAACUCCCAUGUAAACAUGUUCUAUGUAGGAAAUUAUUAACAUCCAUCCAAAAUAGUCAGUGUACAUCAUGUGGUUCAGUUUAUAAAAAUAGUGAAAUAAAGCGAGUUUAUGAAUAAGUGAUUUAUGUAAGCAUAAAAAAUAGGAAUGGAUUCUCUUAUAUUAAGCACACCUUUAUAUUUUUCAUGAAUGUAUUAUGCAGAAUAUUGUAAAUAAAAUGUAAUAAUUUUUAAUAAAUGUA